Messenger RNA from Pseudopipra pipra, 1039 nucleotides. It is a transcript of the gene HOXD11, whose product is annotated as homeobox D11. The coding region runs from base 197 to 1039 and encodes 280 amino acids. The record is from RefSeq and is a predicted model, not a curated record. NCBI's taxonomy places the organism in Eukaryota, Metazoa, Chordata, Aves, Passeriformes, Pipridae. Gene Ontology annotation, cellular component: nucleus. The transcript has 2 exons. Gene Ontology annotation, biological process: regulation of transcription by RNA polymerase II; anatomical structure development. Gene Ontology annotation, molecular function: DNA-binding transcription factor activity, RNA polymerase II-specific; RNA polymerase II cis-regulatory region sequence-specific DNA binding.
UGAUAUAGAUAUAAGGACAUUUCUACAUCGCGUCACGUGACAUAAUUACCACUAGAAUCAAUCAAGAUGAAUUGCACGUCAGCACACGGUGGGGAUUUUUUCUUAGUUGAUCCUGUCCAAACCCUCUUGUGCAAUAGAUGGAUCUUGUUCAAUGCAUUGAAGCCUCCUGGUUCCUUGCAAUCGCAAAAAAGAAGACAUGACUGAGUUUGACGAUUGCAGUCACGGCACAUCCAAUAUGUAUCUGCCAGGGUGCGCUUAUUACGUCUCACCCUCAGAUUUCUCGACGAAACCCUCUUUUUUGUCUCAGUCGUCGUCCUGUCAAAUGACUUUUCCUUAUUCUUCUAAUUUACCUCAUGUUCAACCUGUGCGCGAAGUAGCAUUCAGGGAAUACGGAUUAGAGUGCAGCAAAUGGCAGUAUAGGGGCAGUUAUGCUCCUUAUUACUCAGCUGAAGAGGUGAUGCACAGAGACUUUCUGCAGCCUGCGAACAGGAGGACGGAAAUGUUGUUCAAAACGGACCCUGUCUGCGGCCACCACGGACCGUCUCCCGCCGCCUCCAACUUCUACAGCUCGGUGGGGAGAAACGGCAUCCUGCCGCAAGGUUUCGACCAGUUUUACGAGACAGCCCCCGGACCCCCGUACCAGCAGCACUCCGAGGGCGAGGGGGACGCGGAGAAGGGCGACUUGAAAGCCCAGAACAACACUUGCAGUAAAACACCUUCCAGCCAGGAGAAGAAAGUGACACCAGCAAACAGCGCCGAUUCCCCUUCUGGUGAGGCUGUUGCAGAGAAGAGCAACAGUUCAGCAAUUCCCCAGCGAUCAAGGAAAAAGAGGUGUCCCUAUACCAAAUAUCAGAUAAGAGAACUGGAACGGGAAUUUUUCUUCAACGUGUACAUAAACAAAGAGAAAAGACUGCAGUUGUCCAGAAUGCUCAACCUCACUGACCGGCAAGUUAAAAUCUGGUUCCAGAAUCGAAGGAUGAAAGAAAAGAAACUGAACAGAGAUCGACUCCAGUAUUUCACUGGGAAUCCCUUGUUCUGA